Aspergillus homomorphus CBS 101889 is the source of this 1092-nucleotide messenger RNA. RefSeq names its product putative HIT finger domain protein. Bases 67 to 1071 code for a protein of 334 amino acids. Gene Ontology annotation, biological process: chromatin remodeling. The record is from RefSeq and is a predicted model, not a curated record. NCBI's taxonomy places the organism in Eukaryota, Fungi, Ascomycota, Eurotiomycetes, Eurotiales, Aspergillaceae. Gene Ontology annotation, cellular component: Swr1 complex. The transcript has 2 exons. Gene Ontology annotation, molecular function: nucleosome binding.
GAUAAUCGCGCCUGCGCAGCACUGCACCUUCACCCUAUCUCCUAUCAAAACAGGGAAAAGAAAAAAAUGUACCACGUCGAACUCCUCCCAGGGUCCACGACCCACGCCACCCCGGGAUGGACCUACGUGCCCGAUCGGGGCUUCGAUCCAGCCAAAGCAGCCAUCACGCCCACCAUCGGCCGCAAACGCGGCAUCCGGGACCCCGGCCGAACAGACCUGUCGUCCAGACAAACCAACGCCAUCAUCCGCCAUCUGGCCGAGCUGGACCGGGAGAACCAUCGCGAUGUGCAGAUUCAGGUUCCGGUGCGGCAGAAGGAACCUGCUGCGCCACGAGGCACCCGAACAAAAGUAACCUCGAACGUGCGCCGGAUCCUGCAAUCCCAAAAAACCUUCCGGAACUACCUAGACGACGAAGAAGCCGCUCGCGCGCAACAAGCCACCGCAACCCCCACAAACGCAACCUCUUCCUCCUCCUCCGCAGCAGCGGCAGCCGGCGCUACGACCGGGGGAGGAACAUCAUCAGCAGCGGGGCAUAGAGGCAGCAUCCACAAGAUCACAAAAUCCACCGCGACCUCAACGCCCACGCCGCUCCGCCGAAGCUCCACACCCCUCACAUCAAAGGACACGUCCCGGUCACGAAAACAAUCGUCCGUACCGCCUCAAGCACAAGCACAGCCCGCCUCAACAACAGCCCCCGAACAAACCCCUUCCCCGAAGGAGGAAGAAGAAGAAGAAGAAGAAGAAGAAGAACAAGAACAAGAAGAAGAACAAGAACAAGAAACAAAUACAACAACCCUCAUCCGUUCAGAACACGACACCAACCCCUUACUCCGCACGUAUCUGCCUACCGCGCCCUCGGAGCGGAUCAUGCAGGCGCUGCUGGCUGAGCCGCCGCUCACGUAUAACGCGUCGCGCGCGGGAUCGCCCAUCGCGAGUCGGGCCACGAAGCGCCAUUUCUGCUGCAUGUGUGGGUAUUGGGGCAAGAUCCGGUGUAAGAAUUGUCAUGCGAGGACGUGUGGGUUGGCGUGUUAUAAGGUGCAUGAGGAUUCGAGGUGUGGGGCGUUCUUUUGAUAGGGGUUUUCGUUUAUGGGG